GUCAUGACUUGCAAUGAAUAGGGCAGGGAGGGUUACAUAACUUACAUUCAUAACUGAUUUCAUUUCAACUAUAUAUAAAAAGCUCCACAAGUGGGGUUGUGAAAACCUCAGACUACCUAGUGAGUGUUAGUGUUGGCUUGUUUCCUUAAAUAAAACAGACAGUAGAACACAAACAUGACGCUGAUGCACCCCAAAUUAUUGCUUCAUCACACACCACUACUAUUUCUCUUGCUUCUCUUAAACCUUUCACUACCAUUAGCUCAUCACCUUCCUUCAAAUUCCAAGCCCGGCUGCCAAACCAAAUGCGCUAACCUAAUAGUUCCAUAUCCUUUCGGCAUUGGGAUCAAUUCCGGAUGCUCCAUCAGCCCAUUAUUCGACAUUAACUGCGACAACUCCUCCAUCCCGCCCAAACCCUUCAUCACCACUACCAAUUACGAAAUCGUCCAUAUUUCUGAUAACCAAGUGAGAGUCAAGAACUUGGCAGCAGCCAGAUGCUAUACAGAAUCUGGCAUCGUCACCCGCCAGAAUAUCAUAAAUAUGAGUUUAGCCUCCACUCCAUACAGUUUUUCCACCUCCAACAAGGUCACGGUGGUGGGCUGCGAUGAUAUUUCGGUGUUCGGCAGUGACAUCGGCAAGAAUUUCACCAGCGGCUGUUUCUCGGUAUGUGCCAAGAAAAGUGAUAUAACUGACCGGUCUUGCACGGGCAUCGGCUGCUGCCAGGUAGCCAUACCCAAAGGUCUCAAGAAUUUUGUGGCGGUACUAAUUAGCACUUUCAAUCACACCUGGGUCCAUAGUUUUAAUCCUUGUGGCUAUGUAUUUGUCGGGGACGAGGAGCGGUUUCAGUUUCGUAUAUGGGAUCUUGACGACGAAAGUUUUCAGAACCGGACUACUCAGGAUGUGCCAGUUGUGUUGGACUGGGCAAUUGGGAAUGGAACUUGUGAUCGGGCCAAGAAAUCUGCUGAUUUUGCUUGCAGAGGAAAUAGUUCGUGUGUUGAUUCGGAUACGGGUCUUGGAGGAUACAGGUGUAAUUGCUUGGAGGGAUAUGAAGGCAAUCCGUAUGUCAGUCCAGGCUGUACAGAUAUCGACGAAUGCGAGAACAAUCCAUGUGAUAAGCACGCAACUUGCACUAAUACUCCUGGUAGCUAUAGCUGUUCUUGUAGUAAUGGAUACAGUGGCGAUGGCAGAAAAGACGGGCUCCGUUGCACUGCUGUUAAGUCCCAAUUCCCAGCGAUAAAGUUCUCCAUUGGUCUCAGUGUUGGCUUGCUUUCCUUAUUUAUUGGUGUCACGUGGCUAUAUUUUGGCAUCAAGAAGAGGAAACUAGCCAGGAUGAGAGAAAAGUUCUUCCAACAAAAUGGCGGGCUCCUUUUAAAGCAGCACAUGUCUUCUAAUAAUGGUGGAUUAGAGUCGACUAAGAUCUUUUCAGCUGAUGAGCUCGAAAAGGCCACCAAUAAUUAUGCUGAAGACCGAAUUCUUGGAAGGGGUGGUUAUGGCAUGGUUUACCAAGGAAUUCUACCGGACCGGCGGGUAGUCGCCAUCAAGAAGUCAAUGAUAAUGGACCAGAGCCAGAUAGAGCAAUUCAUAAAUGAAGUGAUUAUCCUUACCCAAGUUAAUCACCGAAAUGUAGUGAAACUUUUGGGAUGUUGUCUGGAGAGUGAAGUUCCUAUGUUGGUUUACGAAUUCAUCUCAAAUGGAACACUCUAUCACCACAUCCACAACUAUGGUGAAAUCAGUUGGUUCGCUUGGAAAGAUCGACUAAGAGUUGCUGCCGAAGCAGCUGGCGCACUUGCCUAUCUCCAUUCUGCAGCUUCUAUGCCAAUUAUUCACAGAGACGUCAAGUCGAGCAACAUAUUGCUAGAUGAUUCUUAUACUGCAAAAAUAUCGGAUUUUGGGGCAUCUAGAUUGGUACCAUUGGAUCAAACACAAGUGACAACACUUGUUCAGGGGACCUUAGGCUAUUUGGACCCCGAGUAUUUCCAAACAAGCCAAUUAACUGAGAAAAGUGACGUCUAUAGCUUUGGCGUGGUUCUUGCUGAGCUUAUGACGGGAAAGACACCUCUUUCACUGACCAAAUCUGAAGAGGAAAGGAACCUGGCCACAUAUUUUAUCAUUUCUAUUAAAGAAAACAGAUUCUUUCAAAUUCUUGAGCCUCGAAUUUUAAGGGAAGGAACUCUGGAGCAAUUGCAAGCUAUAGGUGAGCUUGCGAACAGAUGCCUCAACUUAAAAGGUGAAGAGAGGCCAACAAUGAAAGAGGUUGCCAUGGAGCUGGAAAGUUUAAGAAGAUAUACAAAACAUCCUUGGAUUCAACAAGAAAAUACGGAAGAAAAUGAGGCCCUUUUGGGUGAGCAAUCGGGUUUGUCAUCAGAUUUAUACGCAAUCAACGUGCGUCCAGAAUCCAGCAUUAGAACUUAUCCUGCCCUAGAUAGUUUGGAUGGGAAUGUGAUAUAUCCCCGUUAAUGUUGUCCUGAGGGUAGCUAUUGAAAUCAGGGAUUUUUAUGUAGCAUAUGUUUCCUUUCUUUUUCUCUUUAUCUGUAAUCUAAUUGUCUUUUAAAUCUGAUUUUCUAUAACAAGCUUGAUUGUUCCA
Messenger RNA from Sesamum indicum (sesame), 2581 nucleotides. RefSeq names its product putative wall-associated receptor kinase-like 16. Gene Ontology annotation, cellular component: plasma membrane. The record is from RefSeq and is a predicted model, not a curated record. Gene Ontology annotation, molecular function: polysaccharide binding; calcium ion binding; ATP binding. Lineage: Eukaryota; Viridiplantae; Streptophyta; Magnoliopsida; Lamiales; Pedaliaceae. Gene Ontology annotation, biological process: protein phosphorylation; cell surface receptor signaling pathway.